This is a messenger RNA of Fopius arisanus, 1765 nucleotides long. RefSeq names its product pupal cuticle protein 36a. Lineage: Eukaryota; Metazoa; Arthropoda; Insecta; Hymenoptera; Braconidae. Gene Ontology annotation, molecular function: structural constituent of chitin-based larval cuticle. The record is from RefSeq and is a predicted model, not a curated record. Gene Ontology annotation, cellular component: chitin-based extracellular matrix.
UGGUUUCUCCAACUCUCAAAGAGAACCCCAUCCUCCACAAAGAGUCUUAUUUCAUCGUGAACAAGAGCUUAAAGAAGAGCCCGAGGGGGGAAAGAUUAAGAGGAAAAUCGUUCGUAGAGAAUAGUUAGAGACGAACAAUUCUAUUCAUCAUGACAACGAGGUACGUGGUAAUGCUGCUGGCGGUAAUUGGUACUUGUUACACGGCGCGACUUGAUAAUACGUAUUUACCUCCUGGAAGAGCAGCAGGAGCUGGUGGUGCCGGACUGAUUCCAGGCCCAAGACCCAGUCCAGGUGGUGGUAUUCCAGGGAGACAACCUGGAGGUGGAGGCUUUGGAGGUGAUAAUGAGGCUGUCAGUGGUUCCUAUUCAUACACUGGGCCUGAUGGCCAGCAAUACACGAUUACCUACACAGCUGAUGCAGAUGGUUUCCAUGCCCAAGGGGCCCACAUCCCGACACCACCACCGAUUCCUCCAGAGAUUCAGAGAGGAGUUGAACUUUCGCUUGCUGCUGAGGCCAGAGGCGAGAAUCAGGACGGUGGAGCUGGACAGAGAGGAACAGGGGGUGGAUAUGGUGGAGCUGGACAGAGGGGACCAGGGGGUGGAUAUGGUGGAGCUGGACAGAGGGGACCAGGAGGUGGAUAUGGUGGAGGUCAGGGAAGUAGAGGAACUGGUGGCGGUGGUGGUGGUGGUGGUGCUGGUGGUUCGCUGUACCAAGGGCCAAACUCCUAUCAAACAAGUGGGAAUGCUGGCUACCAAUACUAGGCCAGGAGAAAUUAAGUCAUUGACAUUUUCAUGAAGCCAGACCCUGUUCUCAUUCCUUCGUUGUAUUUUUUUUAUGUACUAUUACUCAAUGGCCGACAGACUUGUGUACAUAAACGAUAUAUGCUCUGUACAUCUUACUUCAUGUAAUUGUAAGGGUGAUGACAAAUUUAUUGACAUUGGCCCUCUUUGUCGCUUGUGAUUAUUUUUUUUUACUUUAAUAAAAUGUUUUGUAGAGAAAAGAUAGAGAGAUUAUUCUUGACACUUGUAUAUUUUGUUACAUCGAUAAAUUAAAUGUUUAUCCAACAGUUGGAAUAUAUUUGCACACAAUAAAAAUAAAAAUAAUUAAAUUGGUAAUCAGUAAUUGGGGCAUUAUUAUGCGUAGAUAAUUUGACCGUGUAACCAUUCCCAUUUGUAGGCUAUUUUAUUCGUUGAAUAUACAGAUAAAAAAUAUUUAAUGGUUGAACUUAUUUAAUAACACAGUGCAUUGAAUAUUGACCAGCUCGUUUAUCAUCCUCGAUGUAGAUUUUACGAUUGUUUUAUACGUUCUACUAUUCCAAGAACGGUAUGACUACAAAUAAUUAGAAAAAUAAAUACUUUAAGGAUUAAUACCUUGAGACAACUACGCUCUUUAACAUUCUGUUAUAAUAUACGUAGGUCAUGGGGAUUUGUACAAAUACUCAUGCCCCCAUAAAUAUAGACAUCAAAUGUAUAUCCUCUUAUGUAUUGCAACGAUUACAUACAAAGCUGCAUAUCGCAGUGGAACAAUAGAGUACAUAUGUUAAAAAAAUAACUUGCACUUUCAGAUUUUUUCCUGCCGUAAUUAAAGCGAAUGCGAGCGUAAAAUCCGCGAUUUUAAUAAUUUUUUGGUAGAACCAGAGAAACAACGAACCAUCACAGUUAAUUUAUCGUUUUCUAUUGUUUUUUCAUAAAAAAACGGACGAGAGAGUUUUUAUUGAACGCUAUAAGGAUAUUUAAUUGACAAAAUUGGCGUAUUGGAUUUAAAA